This is a messenger RNA of Oxyura jamaicensis (ruddy duck), 2828 nucleotides long. Its product is annotated as 1-phosphatidylinositol phosphodiesterase-like. Gene Ontology annotation, molecular function: phosphoric diester hydrolase activity. The record is from RefSeq and is a predicted model, not a curated record. Gene Ontology annotation, biological process: lipid metabolic process. The coding region runs from base 593 to 1630 and encodes 345 amino acids. NCBI's taxonomy places the organism in Eukaryota, Metazoa, Chordata, Aves, Anseriformes, Anatidae. The transcript is spliced from 2 exons.
GGAUGCUCGGAGGGGUCUGUGACCCGCCGGGCUUCAAACCCCUCAAAAACCAUGGGGUUUGGUGCACACUGCCAAGUGGGGCGCUCUGCCAAGCUCGUGGUGGCAAGGGGCAGCCGUGUCCCCAGGGCAGGAGGUGAAUCAACCCCCCGGGGGCUGGCUCAGGACUGUCCGUGGGGCUCACACCUCAGCGGUGACGGCAGCGCUGACCGGCCGUGCCUUUCCGGGCACAGACAGCUCCAAGGGGCCCCGGGGUGCCCGAUCCCGUUUGUCCUGAUUCCUGGAGAGGGAGGUGUGGAGGCCUGAAUGGCUCCUUUCGGGAUCAGCCCAGCAAUUUUCCAGCCCGCCGCAUCAGCUGAGCGCUCUCCUCAGCGAGCACUGAGCCUGAAUCCCCGCAGCAUGUGCCACGUGCGGGACAUGACGUGCGUCAUGAGUGUCGCCCGGUUAAUGGCCAGCAUCCCGCUCAGCCUGCCAGUCGCAGCCUGCACCCCCCGCUGUGUGCCCCGUCCAGCAGGCUGCACCCGCUGCCGCCGGCAAACCCAGGCAGGUCUUGGUGGUGCCGGCCUGGUGCCGGGGCGCCCGUGCUCCCCGCGGCAUGGAUGCGUGGUGCCGGCACAGCGCGGCGUUCGACUGCACGCCCCAGCCAGCUGCCUGCUGCCCCGACUGGAUGGCAGGGCUGCCCGACGCCCUGCCCCUCUCCCACCUCUCCAUCCCUGGCACCCACGACUCCCUCAGCCUGUUCGGCGGCCGGCGCCUGCGGUGCCAGAGCUGGGGCCUGGAGGCCCAGCUGGCGGCUGGUGUGCGCUUCUUGGACGUGCGCUGCAAGCUGGAGCGGGGCGAGCUCCGCGUCUACCACCUCUGCACCUUCCAGCGGGCCAGCCUGCGGGGCGUCCUGCGCCGCACCCUGCGCUUCCUCCGCGCCCACCCCGGCGAGGCCGUGCUCAUGCGCAUCAAGGAGGAGCUGCCCUUCUUCUCCCGGCCUGGCUUUGCCGCCCGGCUCCAGCGCUGCUUGCUGGAGGAGGGACGGGGCCGCCUGUGGUGCCGCGAGGAGGUGCCCACGCUGGGCCAGGUGCGGGGCAAGAUCGUGGUGCUGGAGGCGCUGGAGCAGGCGGUGCUGGGCAUCCCCUACGAGCAGCUGAGCAUCAGCGAUGCCUGGAACGUGCUCUCGCUGGAGAGAAAAUGGGCCCGAGCGCGGCGACACCUGGAGGCGGCGGCCAGCGGGGACCCCACCAAGAUGCACCUCACCUUCUGCUCCGGCAACGGGCUCUUCACCUGCCCCGAGGAGGUGGCCCGCUUCGUCAACCCCCGCUGCUACCGGCACCUGCGGCGCCGGUCGGGGCAGGCGGUGCGCUGGGGGGUGGUCAUCAUGGACUUCCCCGGGGCAGGCCUCCUCCGGCUCAUCGUGGAGAGCAACGCCCCGUGGGCGAGCGGGCGCGUCACGGCAGAACGCGGCACCCCCACGGCACCCCGGCGGCGGAGGGCACGGGCGCUGCGGGCAGCACCGCUGGGGCCGGUGUCCCCCGUGCCGCUGCCAGCCCCACGCGUCUGCCGAACGAUGUCGGCGCCCUUGGGGAAGAAGAGUGGCCGUAGCUCCCGUGUGGCACCGCGAAGCUUUCGUGCGGCGGCUGUGUGACAGCGCUGGGGCCGGGUCGGAGGCGGGCAGCCCCCAGCUGCCCCGGUGCAUCGCGUCCCACCAGGAGCCAGGUACGGUCUCGGAGUGGGGGGAGUGAAGCCCGGCGUGGGUCUGGCUCUGUGAAGUCCCCAGCAGAGCAGCAGGGAUGGGGUGGAGGGGGAAGAUCCUGCCCUGCCUCCCCUUGGGACCGGUGAAUUCACCUGGAUGUGCCCUGCGGCACAGCCCUUGCCCUUUCCAUGAAUAAUAAAAAGAAGAUAGGAAAUCAUUUCCUAUGUUUCCUUGCCAUUUCCCAGCAGAAAAGUGCAAAAUAGCAUGGAAAAGCCCCUUUGCUUUUCCUGCUUAGCAGAAAAAGAGCCCAUAGCCCUCUGUCCACUGCCAAAGCACAGCGAAAAUUGGUGUUUGCAGCCAUCUUGCUCUUAAACCACAGCUGUGGGAGGCUGUGGGAAGGAGGAAUUAAUUUCAAAAGUGACAACAAAGUGUUGGGAACAUCCUUCCCCUCGUUUUUUUAGGUGUUGUUAUUUGUUUUUCUUGCAGGGGCUUGCCCCCAAAGUCAGGACUGUUAGAAAGGCAACUUCAGCCAACCCUGCAACAAAUGGCGGGGCGAGAAGGCAGGAGAAAUGUCCCCGUCACUCUGCUCGUCCUGCAGGCACCCAGGGACAGCAGCGAGGAAAGGAGAAGAGGAGAGGAGAGCUUUCCAAGGAGCAAGGAAGGAGGGUGCCGGCAGGGGAGGGCUCGGACCUCCCCUCCCGUGAACCUGGGCCAGUUACAGCGAGGUGUCCCGUGCAGAAGGGGUUUUUCCAUGGCUGGUACAUUGGGCACACACGGAGAGCUGGUAGGACAGAGCAAAAGGGAGUAAACCCCCACGCACCUGCAGAAAAUAACCCAGCGAUUUAAGUGCUGACCGGGGAGCUGCCGGACGCCCAAGCUACAUGGAGCAGAAAGAGAACCAAGGCCUGUCUGGUGCAGAAAGCAUCAAACCGCUGACUGCGUUCAACAAGGAGGGGUCAGAAAGCGCAAGGCAGGGUGCUCGCCCAGGACUGGUGAGAAGAGGAAGGCUCAUCCCCGGCCUGCCAAAAGGUGAAGAACACGCUCAAGGAUGCUUCUGUGUCAGGGAAAAAUAGAGCUGGCCUCGCUGUGUGUGCAAGGGUGCCUCAGGAUUUCCUGGCGGGAGGAGAGGACAUUGUUUGCUCCGCAGGAC